AUAGUAAAUCAAAAGAGCCGACCACUCCAACAUUGAACACAGAAUUAGUGGCAGAGGCUUGUAAACUCCCUCACAAUGUCAGUUCCAAAACAAGGCUAGAUUCAGUGGGAGAAAAUGAAAGAACUAGUUCUGAGUCCUCGGGUGAUGAUGUUGACGAACAGUUACAACAGUUGAUCGAAAUGUUUCCCAGUACUGUACGACUGGAAUUAGAACACUGUUUACACAGUGCCGAGGGAGAUAUAGAGACAGCUGUACAGAUUGUGUUGCAUAGACAAGACACUGGUUCAGCUAUCACAGAGGAUAAAAAGCCUAAGGAAAGGAAGAUACGAGGACACAGUAUAUUAGAUGACAAGAAAAUGAAGGAUCAAAUGAUGGAGAGAUAUGCCUUCAUUGAUGUUAACGAGGAUAAAAAACAGUACAAACCAGCAGCACCAAAAUCUGAACCCAAAAAGAUGAUCCGUUACCUUGACAACCAGGUUGUGAACACUAAAGGACAAAAAUUUACAGAGAUAAAGAAAGAUGACGGUGAAGAGAUGAAAAAAACGUUUAUCAACCUCAAACCAGCAAGAAAAUACAGAUUCCAUUAAAUGUGUGUUUAUUCCAUGGAGAUUUGUUUUUUCUUGUGGGAAAAUUCAUUGUAUGUUUUAAUUUUUUAUGACUUGAUUUUAUGUGAGAUUUUCAUCUCUCUAAGUAUAGUAUCAUGGACCUAUGACUUAAGCAAUGACUUUAAAGGGAUAUUCAGGCAAAAUAAUGACAAAAAUAUUAAAAUGAUCUUAUGUACUCAAAUCACGCUAAAAUGACUUUUCUUGAAGUUUCAGCAUGAAUUUCUGUUUAAAUUCUAUAUAUUUUGGGUUUGAAGGCGUUAAUAUAUCUAUAUAUGUUGAACAAAAUUUAGACGCCCAAUAGAAUCACAAAAUAGUUUUAAAAACAAGUCAAGUGACUUUAACAAACCCUCGAAGUUACAAUAACAGAUAUUUUUGAUAUUGUACGAUUGAAACAAGCCUAAGUCAUUUCAUUUGACAUGUUCUUUAACGUUUCCAGAGUUCACUUUGACAA
Messenger RNA from Ruditapes philippinarum (Manila clam), 1056 nucleotides. Its product is annotated as CUE domain-containing protein 2-A-like. The record is from RefSeq and is a predicted model, not a curated record. The transcript is spliced from 4 exons. The annotation marks the transcript as partial. NCBI's taxonomy places the organism in Eukaryota, Metazoa, Mollusca, Bivalvia, Venerida, Veneridae. Gene Ontology annotation, molecular function: ubiquitin binding.